This is a messenger RNA of Macadamia integrifolia, 843 nucleotides long. RefSeq lists its product as uncharacterized. The coding region runs from base 1 to 843 and encodes 280 amino acids. NCBI's taxonomy places the organism in Eukaryota, Viridiplantae, Streptophyta, Magnoliopsida, Proteales, Proteaceae. The record is from RefSeq and is a predicted model, not a curated record. The transcript has a single exon.
AUGGAUCGAGUUUCUCAAAAACUCAAGCACUGGAAAGCACAAUUUCUCAUCCCAGCGGGGAAGGUGAUUUUGGUUCAGUCCUCUCUUGCUGCGAUGCCUCAAUAUGUUAUGUCAUGUUUCAGUUUGCCUGCAUCUAUGUAUAAGAGCUUGGAUUACACAAGCCGCAGUUUCUUUUGGUCUAACGGUACCUCUCGUCAAACGCCCACAAUAGCUUGGAGCACAAUAUGUCAACCUAAGAAUAUGGAAGGACUCGACAUUAAGAAAUCAACAGUGAUGAAUUUAGCUUUGCUUGCUAAGAAAGGAUGGGAACUUCUGGUCCACCCUUCUUCUCUAUGGCAUUCUCUAAUGAAGAAGAAAUAUUUUCCCCAUUCCACCUUCCUUCAUGCAAAAUGCCCAGUUACUGCUUCAUGGGGAUGGAAAUCAAUUUGCCUAUCUAGGGACAUUCUUCUACAAGGAGCAUUUCACAUCAUUGGUGAUGGCCAAUCCAUUAAUCCUUGGAGCGACUAUUGGAUUCCGAAUCAUCCUCCAUUGGUGGCUCCUUUUCCAAUACAUUAUUCAGCUCCAACUAAAGUUCUUCAUCUCACUAACCCAGUGGACCGAACUUGGCGUAGGGAACUCAUCUUGCAGUGGUGGCCUCCGGAUAUAGCAACUGCAAUCCUCUCCAUAUUCAUUCCUAUAUUUCCUUUAGCUGAUAAGAUCGUGUGGUGUUUGAAUUCUUCUGGCAAGUUUUUCGUUGUCUCGGCCUAUCAUCUUAUUCUUAAUGGUGGGAGGCAGACUUCUCAGUCACUGUUCCCUUGGCACAAGAUCUGGAAUCUUCCACGGCUCCUAAAAUCCAAUACUUGA